Ilex paraguariensis (yerba mate) is the source of this 552-nucleotide messenger RNA. The record is from the annotation of a GenBank genome assembly. NCBI's taxonomy places the organism in Eukaryota, Viridiplantae, Streptophyta, Magnoliopsida, Aquifoliales, Aquifoliaceae.
AAAUGAAGUAUAAUCAUUAUGCCCACAUGUCAGGAAGAGUGUUAGGGAAUUACCAGUGCUAAGACUCCCAACUUGAAUGGUGAUUCAAUCACUACUUGAGCUUUCCUGCAUAUAGUUAUCUGUAAGUCAUGACAUUUAUUUAUCUAGAUGUAAUCUAAAGUUCAAUAAAUUUUUUUGAGUACUUAAUGAGUAGUCCGUCUCCUUCUUUUGAUAAUUCAAAAAUGCUGCAGCCUCUGGUGAAUGGGACCUGCUUCUUCUUCCACUCUGCGAUUACAGCUAUGGCACCAAGGGCAGGCCUUGCUGCCACCAUGGAGCGUAUGCUUUGCCCUGAGGCUUGGACGGAGAACGUCAUGGCUUCAGCCAUUGGCUCCUUGCAGGAUGUAUGUGGAGUCGGCUAAAUAUGUUACGCCUACAUUAUUGAAGUUAAGGGUCAUGGAAUACAGGAGAGGGAAAGGGGCAUGUUUCUUUGCCUUGGAAUGUAAACAAGGAAUGACUUUUUGGUUCAUAGUUUCUAUAUGCUUGGAGUUUGAUGUUUCGUGCCUUGGCCUUUGA